CAACUGACCCCGCAUCAACUUGGACGACGCUCAAUCGAAAGCUGCAGGCACCAGCUCGUAGAGAUCAGUGCUUCGCUCUGAUUACCACGACGACAUCUCCUUCACCGACCGACUGGUCUGGCUCCUACGAUGGUGUUUCAGCUGGCGUAGUCGCCUCACACCCUAGCAGCUCUCUCCUCAUCAUCGCGUCGUGGAGCCAUGAGCAUAUAUCGAUCGUCGUCGUCAGGGGGCGGCGUCGGAGUGGUCUCGCCCUUGGCCGGCCCCUCUUCGUCUCGCAUCAAUGCCAGCACCACACACUCUAGCCCCAACUACCAACAUCAGCGAUAUGGCAUGGGCAGCCCUUUGGCCGAGUCUCGCGAGACAUUGCCUCCUUCGCAGCAAGCGUCGACGUCCAGCCUACCUCCGACUGUGUCCAAAGCGGCGACUACUUCGAUCAUCAGCAUCCCGCUUCCCAACAAUGCACGAAUUGCACUGCAAAGACUCGAGAUAGACGAAGAAGCCAAGGCAGCCCAGCUUCUUCAGCAGCUCAAAGCCCUGACUAGCUACGAGAGCUCAUACGCUGCGAGACGAUGGGCACUUUCAGAAGGUGCACACGCAAAGGGUAAAGGCCGAGCAGCGGCCUGGCACGAGGUUACCGGAUGGCCUUCAGAGAUCCUACACCACACCCUCUGGCAUUUUGGCGCUGAACAGAAGUAUGAAGCUCCUGCAUCAGCCGGCGAGGACAACACAUCCUCAACGGCGCAGAAGACGUGCUACCUCUUCACCUUCUUCAAAAUUCAAGACCUUCCUCAUCGAUCGCAGCACUUGGCCCCGGCAAAGCGAUCAGCAGAGGACGAUCUGUGGGGCGAGUCACCAGCUGCUACUUCGCCCGAAUGGGGGAACGAGGACGGCAAGGCAUUGGCAGAGCUGGCGGAGCGCAUAGAAGUUGCAAAGAGCAGCCUUGCUAAUUUGCUCAGUCGACUUCCUGAGGAGUCGUGCAGCAGUUGCUCGCUGGUAGACACGACCACAUCCUCACAAGACGGCGCACUGCAACGCAAGUUUUGUCAAGCUGUACAGGCAAGCUUAGCCAAUACAUUCGUAUGGCGCUCAAGAGCGCACACUGAGCGCCAGCUGUUCGCCAGUGCGGUGCAAGGAGGAGUCGAGGACUUCAAAGAUUGCAAAGACGAGCAGAUGGAGGAGGAUGAAGACGGCGAGAUCAAGACGGAGGAGGUCGCCACAGCCGCAGCAUCAUCAGAUGAUAGACGGCCAACUUUGUGCCCUCGUCGUGCCGUUCGGGCGGGCAGUGGCUUCUUCAUGGCUCCAUACGCCCAGAGACGAGUACUGACAGAGGCAGACCGCAUUGCGUUUGGGGAAUUCCAGGUCACAAUUUCACCGCGCUUACAAUCGGACGAGCUAGACGGCUCGGAGGGCCAGCCCGUCCUCUUUGCAAAUUUGACUCUGGAUCAAACGACGCUCGCGACGCUCGACCAUCAUCACGUCGCUGGAGGGUCAGUCGAACUCGCCCCUACAAGACGGAAAGCGUACAGCCGCGGGCCUCCGCCAGAGACUGGCACGAGGGACGAGUCGACCCGUGCUGCGUAUCAGCAGCUUUGCGCCGUACUUGAGAUUCAGACUGGAAUUGCCGCUGAUCAGCUGAUGGAAGGAGGCUGGCUCGUUGUUCAAGGCGGCGAAGACGACGCACUUACCUUCUUGUGGCCUCGACAGCUUUGUUUCAGCAAGAGAGAUGCCGUCAGCUCUCACACAGCCAGUACUUUACGCAAUACCGCAAUGGCGGAUCUCCUCGAAGCUACGACUGAGGUGCUCGCUGAACAGAAGAAGCCCGCAUCGCAAGAGUCACCGUCUAGUCCAGCUCGACCCGCUAUCGUCGUCGAUGAGGCCCAAGAGGAAGAAGGCGACAUCACUCUCAAAGGUGACAAAGCAGACGCCAUGGACGAGGACGUCACUGGCGGCGACGACGGCGACGAUGGCGAUGGCGACGAUGGCGACCUCUUUGGCUCCGACGACGGCGACGCCGACGCCGACGGCGUAGAGUCGACUGCCGACCGCGGUCCAUCGCCAGCACUCCUGGUUAGCAGAAGCGGCGGAAGUGAUCCGAGCAUGUCGCGUCGCCCUUCAAGAGGAGAAGUAGACGACUCGAUGUACGGAUUGGUAACCGAAGAUGACUUUGCCUUUUUCGACGACAUUGACGGGGAUGAUGAGGCUGAUGCGGGGGUCACGGCACCUGCGGCCCCGUCCGCUGCGGAGAAGCUGCCGGAUACCGGCACGGAAGCCCAUGCGCCUACGAUCAGCGAUCAGACGCAGAUCAUGGACGAAGACAUUGCUACGACGCACGUUCUCUCGCGACUGGGCCGCGAGGUGAACACAUCCACCUCCAGCACGAGCGGCAUCCCCUCGGACCCAUCUUCGCUUCCAGGCUUCACUCCGGGCAGCUACACCGACAGCUCACCCGCCACAGGUGGCCCUCACGACCAGACGCCAAGAACACCGACUAGCCCGUACUACGAUGUCAGACCGAUUCCCACCGUCGACGGUUGGACACCGCAUCAAGAUGCGGAAAGCACUCCUCGCUCAGCAGCCCAGAUGUCCAUCGCUCCCCACGCUUUCGCUACGGCUGAGGGAGCAAGUCACGACGACGCCGAGCCUGACUCUAAUCGCAAACUCAAAGACUUGCGAGACAAAUACAGCUCAGGGAAGUUUGCGCUUCCGAACGGGCUCGCCAAUGGCGGCAGCGGCGGCGGCGGUGGAGCCACGCGCCUUUCUCGUAUCGCUCGAGCUGCAGAAGGCCAGUCGGACACCGCAAAGGCAAAUGCAACGACGCGCCGCCAGCUGCGUUUGGUGCCGAGGACAGACGACGAGAUGUCUGACGUGGGCACACAUGAUGGCUCAAGCGACGAAGAAAGUGGCGAUAGCGAUGAGGAAGACGAGUACAGCAGCGACAUGCGCGACAACGAAGCUCAACGCCCCGGCGAGGCCAUCGCUGAAGUGGGCCGCAUGCUCGAUGCCUCGAUGGCAUUGAUCCGCUCCAUCCCGGCAGCGGCAAAAGCUCCUCGAGAGGCGGCGAUCGCAUCGAGCGUGGUUGACGACAGCGCUGAGCAAAUGGCCACUCGACAGACACUGAUCGACUGGCUACUCGACAAUCCCUUUCUACGCGCUGAAGUCCACGGAUCAUCGUCUCGGGGUUUCGAUGAUGCCGACAGCAUCCUGCCGCUCCUCGAAAUCACCGACUCGGCGUGCCAGGCACAAUUUGACGUCGAGCUUCUCGAGGCCCCCUCGGUCUUUGUGGGAUGUCAAGGCAGCAUCACCGAGAUGGCACCUUCAGCCCUUCGCUUCUGGGAGAAAUUGGGCCUAUCAGCAGCAGGAGGGCAGCGUAGAAUUGUCGGAAUCGUGCUUCACCAUUCCAGCUGCAGCCCAGCCUGGAGGGCAGAGCUGUCACAGUGGCUCAGUCGAUUGUCCACGCUCUUCUCCUCGCUCGGUCUUGGCUCUCAUGAGGCAGCGCACGACGCAUUGAUUGAGCUCGGCGAAUCCCCUACUUCAGACCUCGAUCGAGCCAUCGAAGACAUCUUCGCCAGCGCUGACCAGCGGGAAGACACUGUGCGCUCUCUUGUGUCACGCUUCGCUGAGGCUCUCGGCCCAGAUCGCCACGUCGUGCUGUACGCCGUUGGAGCUACACCUACUUCCUCCCUGGUUGCUCUUCAGCGCGAUCUUCGCGUUAUUGGCGCAGAAAAGGCGGGCCUCUGGUCCCAGCAUAUUCACGUACGACCUCUUCCUUGGUCAAGCAUCAAGCAACAAUCGGUCAAGGAGUCGGUUUCGGCGCUCAAAGUGCAUGCCUUGGCACUCUACAAUACUCUGCGAGUUGCCGUCGAGUUUCGACCCGUGCGCUCUACCCUCCCGACCAAGAUGGACCUUCGCAGCUUCCCAGCUUUCACUUUGGCAGCCCCGUGCUCGUUGCUGCCCUCGACAUCGCAGUUUACGCUGAGCGAUCAGCCUCACCCCGCCGUCUUCACCCGUCAAGGCUGGCUGCACGUCUGCUAUCACGCUGGCCAGGCAGGAGAGCUGAGCUUCUUGAGCAUCAUGGACGGGGAAGGCAAGGAUCGAGCGCUCAAGAGCCAUUGUAGCAGCAGCAACGUCGAUAUCGUACGAUGGGUCAGCCAGCAGACACAAGACUACAUGCGCCGGCGUGGAUCAUUGUGGCACGUCGCCAUCUUCAAGAAGGGUAGCUUUACUGCCGGCGAGGCUACAGCAUGGGACAAGGCUGUGCUUCAUGCGAAAUUGCGGUGCGAAAGCGUGUCAAUCCUCAGCUACCAAGACAACAAGCCGUUCUUUGCCACCCAUAAGGCGGCCUCUGAGUCGAUUGCCGCUGCGCCAGCUUCUGCUGUCCUCGUCGAUUCUUCGCAAGUGUCUCACGCAAUCUAUCCGGACCGACAGAUGCUCAUGACUGGCACUUCCGACGAUAUCGACGACAAUGAAGACGCUUUGAUGAGCCUACAAUCAUCCAUCGUCAACUCCACAGCUCGAGCAGGGCGCACUCAUUCUGCAUGGAUCCACCUCGUCCGCUAUCGUCAAGCAACAGACGGCAAAAUACAGACCAAUGCUCCGCCCAAGCUCAUUCGACUAAUCACUCAGUCGCUAAUGGGUCUGCGAAUCGUGUCCUCAGAGCAUCAUCUGGGUCUAUCGCCUUGGCCAAUGGCGGCUAUUGAGGCGGUCGACGCCGCACUGCGACACUACUCCUUGGCCUUGAGCGCGCCUGUGGCCACGCCAGCUACAGCGGCGGACGUCGAUGGCGAGCGCUCAUCGAGUGAGGACGUCAUGGCAUGACGUACGGUAACGGCCCGCAUCAACGGCUCGCGAUGAGCAUUCUCAGAGGGAAGAGACUUCUCAUCCACGUUCUUCAAAGUCAUGACAGCCAGACGGCAGCGGCGGCGGCGGCGGCGGUGUCUGCUCGCAGCGUCAUACCAUUUGUAGCAUCAAUCCAUUCCGUCCCGUCUUCAUCAAAGCUCCACUCUCUCAGCAUUCCUGUAUUCAUACCCAUCUAUUUCUCCGCGGCAGUCUGCCUCUGCAGUUCAAUUUGUACUGCUCUUCACAUUACCGUCCGUGGCGGUCCGCGAUGGCGGUCGUGGUGGUGGUGACGGCGACGAGCCCCGCGACGGUACCCGAUGUCGCUCCGCUCAUCUGCGCUCCUUUCCAUUGCCGUGAGAGGUAAUUCUUCAAUCGCCAAUAAAAAGCCGCUGCCAG
Jaminaea rosea is the source of this 5232-nucleotide messenger RNA. RefSeq lists its product as hypothetical. The transcript has a single exon. Gene Ontology annotation, molecular function: transcription coregulator activity. The coding region runs from base 199 to 4815 and encodes 1538 amino acids. Gene Ontology annotation, cellular component: mediator complex. Gene Ontology annotation, biological process: regulation of transcription by RNA polymerase II. The record is from RefSeq and is a predicted model, not a curated record. NCBI's taxonomy places the organism in Eukaryota, Fungi, Basidiomycota, Exobasidiomycetes, Microstromatales.